Molecule: messenger RNA, 3108 nt
Organism: Lethenteron reissneri (Far Eastern brook lamprey)
Lineage: Eukaryota; Metazoa; Chordata; Hyperoartia; Petromyzontiformes; Petromyzontidae
Source: RefSeq, a predicted model, not a curated record
CGGGGAGAGACUCUGGCGAAGAUGAGCCAAUCUGGAGAGGCGAGGAAUAAGGGCGAAUCUUGUACCACGUGGAGGGCGCUGUCCUCAGAGGGCACCAUCUGCAUCAAAUCACCGCAAGCUGCUUUGGGUGGGGCUGCUCCAUACACAGAGACAAAGGGGGCAGAAGAGACUCAAGCUCGAGACCAGGAAGAGGAGCUGGGACCGAGCGAGCGAGGGAGCCACGCAGGCCAGCGUGGGGGUGUUCAACAUGGGGCUCACGCCUGGGGGGUGCUCGUGCCGCUGCUGCUCACCAAUGGCUUCAGCGUGGAGGCGCUGUUGGGCCGCACGCGUGGCGAGGCCGAGCAGCUGGCGGCCAAGGUGCGCGUCCCCUUCUCCAGCAGCAGCUGCAUGGGCGGCGUGCCGCUCCACCAGCUCGGGGACCUCAUGCGCAUCUUCAACCCGCCAGAGCUCAGCUGUCGGAUCGCGGUCAAGGCCCUGGGAUCAGCUCCCACUCGAGAGUGGUCCUCCCCUGGCUGCUGUUUGUGCUGCAACUGUUUAGGACCGGUAGAGCAGACUGCUUCUGGUCUCCCACCCAGUAACUCUGCUGUCUCUUUACCCCAUUGUCACCCAACCCAGCAAACUCACCGACACUGUUACCUCAUCCAUCAGACACAAACCCCCAUACUUUCUCAAACAAUGGCAUCUCCAAUCUUAUGUUAAUUCUGUUUCUGCAGUCUUCCACAAUUCAUGAUAUUUGUUUCAUAGGUAUCCACCUGUUACUCGUAGCUUAAACAUUAAUCACAAACAUGCAAAAAUAUCUACAUGCUAGUAACGCCAUUUAGCACAGCACUCUAGUAUAAAAUACAUUAAAAAACAAUACAUGUUUAUAUUGUUGAUUAGUUUGCAUGUUGAAACCAAUCCUGGUCGCAGUAGUGCCUCACCUUCCCCAUUACAUUUCCACUAUUGUAGAAAUCUACUUUAAUUUGUCCACGGUAUAAAAAUGGCUUCAAAGAAGAUCCUAAUAAUUAUAGACCAAUAUUUCUUUUUUAACAGUUACUAAAAUACUCUUUGGUUCUUUCGGUAAAGUCACGUAGGUAUAAAAAAUAAAAAAUAUAUAUAUAUCACGACGUUUCGAUCGCAACACAAGCGGUCGUCCUCAGGCGGAAAAAAAUUAUCCAGCAGUGGAACUGCUGAACUAGGCUGAACCAGGUUCAGCAGUUCCGAGGCACACGACCGCUUGUGUUGUUCUGAGGACGACUGCUUGUGUUGCGAUCGACACGUCGUGAUAUAUAUUUUUCUUUUUUCUAUCUACGUGACUUUACCGAAAGAACCAGAGUAUGGAUUCCUGCAGUCACGAAAGCUUCAAAUCAAGUUACUAAAAUAUUCGAAAAACAUACAUCCCAAAUAAACUGCUGCCGAAAAGCUCACAAUCUCAUGCACAGCAGAGUCUGGUUUUCAAGAGGAUUACAGCACCACCACAGCUAUGGAUGUUUAAAAUGUUCUCAUCAGUAAACUGGAUAAAAGGUCACUACUGCUGUGCAAUAUUCAUUACCUUUUCAAAAGCCAGUUGAAAAUUAUAUUCCACCCACAAUUCUUGGUCAAUUACGGUUUUCAGAUUUAACAAUACAAUUAUUUAAGUUACCUCUCAGACUUAAAUAAGUGUAAUGCGAGUGUAAAUGGGGUUCCUGCUGGGCUCUGGCCCAAUCACACAGCCCGGUCUGGGGGGCGUGUGGGAGGGGCCGCCGUUCACCUCGGCUCCAAUGGGAAGCGAGUUGAAUGGGGGCGGAGCCAGCAGGGCAGUACGGGAAGGCCGGAUCUGACGAUCCGGAAGGGGAGGAGUCAGGGUCACGUGGGGGAGAGGAUAUAAGUGGGAGCUCGGAAGAGAUUGGGGUCAGUUGGGGAAGUUAAGAGGCUGAGCCACGUUGGGUGGUGAGAGGAGAUCCGCGCCAUCGGCCACGUGGCCGAAGGACCUUCAGCACGCCGUCGGCCAGCGGAGUGCGGGAGUGGAGGAGCUAACGGAGGAGCGUGCGUGGGCGCGCGCGAGGAGACGCUGGUCCCUUGUCAGGACCAGCGGGGUGUGAGGAAGAGUGGAGGAGCUGACGAGGGAGCGCAUGCGGGGCGCGCGCUAGACGACGCUGGUCCACGGAGGGGACCAGCGGAGUGCGGAGAAAGAACCUAAAUAAAAGGGGGUCAAAUACUUAUUUCCCUCAUUAAAAUGCAAAUCAAUUUAUAACAUUUUUGACAUUCGUUUUUCUGGAUUUUUUUGUUAUUAUAAAUGUCAUACAACGAUCACUAUUUGUAGGACAUAUAAACGUCGUGUACCAAGUGUGGAUACAGGCCCAUGGCGAGGACACGCUGUGAACAGCGGCAGUGAGAGCUCGCCUUGACGAAUGCCUCAAACACGUCCAGCACCGCCACGCAAAGUCCCCCUUCCACCGCAGACUGAUACCGCUGGCGAGCCUGCAAGCGCACAAUGGGGGCAUGGUGGCAGGGUAGGUGGAUCGAACAGAGAGAAUCUUGUUUCAGUGUGUGGAGUAGGUUGCUGACCUAUCUGUAGAGGGUGUGUUUGUGUCAUCGCCUCUCACAGAUGGGGUUUCUCUGGGCACUCAGGUUUCCUACCACAUGCACAUGAAUAAGCAUUAAUAAACUGGACGAACAAGUGAAGAAAAAUCCUGAACCACCCAUCAUCAUCACCACCCAUCAUCAUCACCACCCACCCAUCAUCAACACUUCUCAUCAUCACCAUGAUCACCACCAAAAUCCACCCAUCAUCACUAUCACUAACUCACUCUCUCAUUCACUCUGCCACAUUCUCACUGUCACGCACUGUCACACACUCACUCUCACGCAUUGUUACACUCUCAAGCACUCUGUCAAACUCUCACUAAACCUUAACAUAAUGUGUGUUCACAUUCAUUCUAGACUUGAAGCUUUCGUGACUGCAAGGAUUCAUAUUCUUAGGUUUUUUCGGUAAAGUCACGUAGGUAAAACAUCAAAAUUAAUAAAAAUAAAAUAAAGAUCACGACGUUUCGGAGGCAACACAAGUCUCCGUCAUCAGGUGGGACCGUCACAGCCAGAUUAGCUGCAUCAAGUGAGGCAAUGAUUCAAGAUGUAAUCCCUUAAAAGCGA